Soboliphyme baturini is the source of this 555-nucleotide messenger RNA. Lineage: Eukaryota; Metazoa; Nematoda; Enoplea; Dioctophymatida; Soboliphymatidae. The record is from the annotation of a GenBank genome assembly.
CUGUACAUUACAUUUGCAGAUUUUCAAAACUACCUUCGAAAUCAGCCGGGAAAUUCGACCAGCAUCAAUCUAAUAAUUUGCACGGUCGACUACCUGCUUCGCCUUCAAGAGUCGAUAAUGGACUUCUACUGGCACUAUUCUAGCAAGGAAGUAGUGGAUGAAGCGGGAAAACAGAAUUUCUUGAAAGCGCUCUCAGUCUGCAGUCAGGUGUUCAACACGAUUACCGAAACGAUUCAGGGCCCAUGCGUUGGCAAUCAGAUGGCUUUGGCGAAUAGUCGUCUGUGGGACGCGAUCAACGGAUUCUUCUUCCUGUUCGCUCACAUGAUGGACAAACUUAGUAAAAACCACACGCAGCUAGAACUGUUAAGAGAAUUCCUCAGCCUACAGAAGGACAUGAUCGUGCUAAUGCUGAGCAUGCUUGAAGGUAACGUUCUGAACGGUCCGAUUGGCAAGCAGAUGGUUGACACGCUGGUCGAAUCGCAGCAGAACGUGCAGAUCAUCUUGAAGUUCUUCGACAUGUUCCUGAAACUGAAAGACCUGACGACUAGCCAGGCG